Molecule: messenger RNA, 3882 nt
Organism: Colias croceus (clouded yellow)
Lineage: Eukaryota; Metazoa; Arthropoda; Insecta; Lepidoptera; Pieridae
Gene: bel
Product: putative ATP-dependent RNA helicase Pl10
Exons: 13
Coding region: 177-2384 (735 amino acids)
Biological process (GO): cell differentiation; gamete generation
Cellular component (GO): nucleus; P granule
Molecular function (GO): RNA helicase activity; RNA binding; ATP binding
Source: RefSeq, a predicted model, not a curated record
GAGUCUGUAAAAAAGAACAAAAACUGCGAAUGAAAAGUGUUUGUGGGAAAGAAAUUAUAGCCUUUUCAUGUGAUUUUCUGAAUUUGUGAUUGUGCAAAAUUCAUUGUAGACUGUGUUUGUUGUAAUAAAUAUUUUUGGAGCAACGUUCCCAAAAAAACGUACCGCUUGGUAGUAAUAUGAGUAAUGUUACCAACCAAAAUGGAACAGGUCUAGAGCAGCAGCUUGCUGGUCUGGACUUGCAGCCUCAGGCUACUAAAAGUGCUGGCCGCUACAUCCCUCCGCAUCUGCGUAGGCAAUUGGAGGCUAAACCUGCUGAAGGCGAAGGGUCUAAGCGUCAAAGCUUAGACAGCAACGAGGGACGGGACACCCGUUCAUCAUACGGAGGCAACUCUAGAACGUACGACCGUGGUGGUCGGCGCGACGACCGCGACCGUGACCGCGACCGUGAAAACGAUCGCGGCUACGAUCAGCGAUACCCGCGCAGUAACCGCGGUCGUGAAGCAGGAAGUCAGAAUGGCGAUUCAGAUCGCUGGGAGUCAGAGCGCUGGUCGGACCGCGGGCGCGGCGGCGGCGCGGGCGGAGCGCGCGAGUCGCGCGACAUUCGCGAGACGCGCGACGUGCGCGAGCCGCGCGGCGAGUCGCGCGACAUCCGCCGCGACGAGGACUACACCGAGCCGCCGCAGCCGCGGAACGACCGGUGGAAGGAGCCGGAGCCCCGCGCGGAGGAGCGAUCCAACUCCCGCUGGCCGUCGGACGACGUGCGCCGCACCUCGUCGCGCAGGGACGAGAAUGAUUGGACAGUCCCGCUACCUCGCGACGAGCGGCAGGAGUUGGAGCUCUUUGGCACUGGCAACACAGGAAUCAAUUUCUCCAAAUACGAGGAUAUACCGGUUGAGGCCAGCGGCGAGAACGUACCGGACUUCAUUACAAGCUUUGAGGAUGUUAACCUGACAGAAAUAAUGCGGGCGAACAUCGCCAGCGCGCGCUAUGACAAGCCGACGCCGGUGCAGAAGUACGCGAUCCCGAUAGUGCUCGGCCGCCGCGACGUGAUGGCGUGCGCGCAGACCGGCUCCGGCAAGACGGCCGCCUUCCUCGUGCCCAUACUCAACCAGAUGUAUGAGGCUGGGCCCAAAAACGUGGGGACAUUCCAGCGACGCAAGCAAUACCCGCUGGGGCUCGUGUUGGCGCCAACGCGCGAGCUCGCCACACAGAUUUAUGAUGAAGCCAGAAAAUUCGCCUACCGCUCGCGUGUCCGACCCUGUGUAGUAUACGGCGGCUCCCCGAUCCACGAGCAGUUCCGCGAGCUGGAGCGCGGCUGCCACCUACUGGUGGCGACGCCCGGGCGGCUGGUGGACAUGCUGGCGCGCGGCCGCGUGGCGCUCGACCACUGCCGCCAUCUCGUGCUCGACGAGGCGGACCGCAUGCUGGACAUGGGCUUCGAGCCGCAGAUCCGCAAGAUCGUCGAGUGCCACACUAUGCCCAAGACCGGCGAGCGGCAGACGCUCAUGUUCUCCGCCACCUUCCCCAAGCAGAUUCAAGUGCUCGCACAGGACUUCUUAUACAAUUACGUGUUCCUCGCUGUCGGACGGGUUGGCUCCACGUCUGAGAAUAUUACGCAGAAGGUUGUAUGGGUAGAGGAACAGGACAAGCGAUCAUUUUUGUUGGAUUUAUUGAAUGCCUCCAAUUUGUUGCAACGUUCGCGCACCGAGGAAGAUCAACUCACUCUGGUCUUCGUCGAGACAAAGAAAGGUGCGGACCAGCUGGAGGAGUUCCUGGACCGCGACGGGUACCCGGUGACAUCUAUCCACGGGGACCGGUCGCAGCGUGAGCGAGAGGAGGCCCUGCGCCGCUUCAGAUCUGGCCAGACGCCGAUAUUGGUGGCCACUGCUGUCGCCGCUAGAGGUCUGGACAUUCCGCACGUGCGGCACGUGAUCAACUUCGACCUGCCGUCCGACGUGGAGGAGUAUGUGCAUCGCAUCGGGCGUACCGGCCGUAUGGGCAACCUCGGUGUAGCCACGUCGUUCUUCAACGACUCCAACCGCGGCCUGGCGCGGGACCUGGUCGAGCUGCUGGUGGAGGCUAAGCAGGAUGUGCCAAAUUGGUUGACGAGCACGGCAGCUGACGGUCGCGCUGGCGGCGGCGGGCGGCGCGCGGGCAGCCGCUCGGGCGGCGGCACUCGCUUCGGCGGCAGCGGCUUCGGGGCGCGCGACUUCCGUACGCAGUCGCGCACGCAGCCGCGCUCCGCCGGACCGUCCGCUAUGGGCAAUGGUUUCGGCUACGGCGGCGGUUCGUACGGCGGCAACUACGGCGGUUCGUACGGCGGCGGUGGCGGCGGUGGCGGUGGCGGUGGCACCGACUGGUGGGAGAACUGCAAUGAACCCUAGGGUGUUACUGCACCUGUGACGUCACUACCAUCAAAUGACGUCACUACCAUCAAACGACGUCACUACCAUCAAACGACGUCGCAACCAUCAAACGACGUCGCUACCAUCAAACGACGUCGCAACCAUCAAAUGACGUCACUACCAUCAACCGACGUUUAACAUCAGUCGACGCCAAUACCAUUAUUCGACGUCCCUACCAUCAGUCGACGUCCUACCACCACUCGACGUCCCUUUCACUACCUGACUAACAUACAUGGAUAACUUCUUAAUUAGAUGAUUUAAUCAAACCGGUUUUGCCGCAUUGUGUUAAAUUUAUUUAUUAAUUGUAUCUUCAAUUAUGUUGUAUCUGUGUUAAAACGUGAGGAGUGUAAUAAUAGUUUAAUUAAAAAUGGUAAUGUACACUGAAAUAUAGUGAGUUUAAAUUUUAUUAAAAAGUAUUGUAAACAUUAUAAUUUUGCUAUAGAGUUAUUAUGGAGUCGAUUUUGCCCCAGUAUUGGGAGAUUGUGUCUAGUAGACUGUAAUUACUUUUGUGAAACGAAUUAAAAAGCGAAAUAUAUCUUAAAUUAAUUGAAUCUUUAGUUAUGUUUAGUUUUAUCCUGCCCCAAUGUAGUUAAUUUUGUACAAAGUUCUCCAUGUAUGUAUCAACAUUUUAUAGUUAACCAUCUCUGUAUGUGAUCGUCACAAUAUGAAUUUUUCCCUAUAGAUAGACGGUGUAACUAGCACGACACUCAGACGGCAAAGCAAAAUAUCCCAGUUCACAAAUAGCUCAUACAAACGACAAGUUUCAAAAUCUUUCAAUCCGACUGGGCGUCGUGCACUUUCGUGUACCGUAAAAUUAAGUAAAUAAAUCAUUAUUGUAAUAUUAUUCGAUUAUUUUCCGCGCGUCGGAUUAAAUUACCCGUGAACUAUUUAAGUAUAGUUUUAAAUGUAAUUGUGAUUCAGAGCGGUGCGUACGUGUGCGUGCGUCGCGAUCGUUGAAUCUCAUGCGCGCCGAACGAUCGCGGACAAUGUUUUAACAAUAUUUUUAAAAUAUUUUAGAUAGAUGUCGUAUCGGGCAUUUCCCGCGAUGCCCGUGGAAGCGAAUCGCGAUCAACUGAUUGCGCGACAAAUGGAAAAGCUACGUUUAGAUUCCAUCGCACCAGUGCUGGUCGCGAUCCGCAAUUUAUUCUUUCAGUAACAAUUAUGUGGAAGUAGUCGAUUAAUAUAGAUUUUUUGAUGUUCCAUCUGUAUCGUGGAUUCGUCUGGAUUGUAUUGAUGCUAUAUUGUAUUUCUAUUUGUCUUUUCCGACCUGUCUCCUUCACGAUUUUCGACAAUUUUAAGCAUUUACGCACCUAAGUCGAUGUAGCUAUUCGAUGCAGUAGAUGAUAGUUGGAGUACCGAUACAGUAUCAUAGUAAAUGUUAUCUAAAUUUUGUCUGUAGAGAUUCCAUAUUGUAACAUCUGUCACCAAUGUGGUCUGUAAUUUGAAUGUGAAUUUACAAAUAAAAAAUAAAACUGCA